CCCUCUCUCCUGGCCACGCCCCCGUCCCGGCGUGCUACGCGGGGGGAAGAUGGCGGCCGCCAUGAAGGCGGGUGUGGGCUGGCUGGGCCUGAGGGCGGCGGGGGCCGUGCUCCGUGCUGCGGCCCCGGCCGGUCUCGUUGUCCCUGUGAGAACCAAGAAGAAGAAGCACACUGUGCCCGAGUGGGCCAGGGAGCUGAGCCCGGAGGAGAAGGAGAAGAGGCUCCGGCCUUUGGUGGCGAGAACCCCCGAGGACCGCAUGGAGCGGACGUUCUACAUGGCUUCCACAGCCGCUAUCAUAGACCCCUACGUCCCUCCUGAGGGGGAUGCCCGCCUGACAUCCCUAUCCAAGGAUGGGAUGGCACAAAAGAUGCAGAAGCUGAAGCAGACCGCUGCCUCCCAGCUCGCUCUGCGGAAGAUAAAAGAUCAUGAUCUGGAGUUCAGCACAAAAACCUUCCCAGAGAAGGCACAGGAGAUAUUUAUUGAAGCUCACAAUUGCCUGGCAAAUUUUAACAAGCAGAAACUUCACUCCCUGGUGACAGAGCGCUGCUACCCAGAGAUGGUUCGUGGGAACAGGUACAAAACCAUCCGGUGGAAGUUUGUGGAGUCACUGGAACCCCCAAGGGUGGUUCAUGUUCGAUGCGAGAGCAUUGUGAACCGAGGCAACCUGUAUGGGCAGGUGACAGUGCGGAUGCACACACGGCAGAUUCUGGCCAUCUAUGACCGCUUUGGGAGGCUGAUGUAUGGUGGGGAGCAGGUGCCCAAGGAUGUUCUGGAGUAUGUGGUGUUUGAGAAGUACUUGGUGAACCCGUACGGCACGUGGAGGAUGCAUGGCAAGAUCGUUCCCGAGUGGGCUCCUCCAAAGGACCCCAUAGUGAAGACGGUGCUGAUUCCUGGCCCAACCUUGGAUCCCUCACAAGAGUACGAAGAAAUGAAGUAGGAAGUUCCAGAGCCUGUACAGAGACAGCCUGUGCAAGCAACCGUGGGGGGGAAGAAGUGGAGAAUGGCUGUGGAGGUGACAGCUUGGAUAUGGCUGUGCCUUUCCAGUGAGCAGUCAACAGACAAAGCAGCUUCAGAAAUGGACUCUGCUCACUAAGAAUUUGUCUUUAAAGAACAAGAGGGGCUUGGCAGGGCAUUCAGGUGAGCUCUGAGAGCUUUACUCCAUCCAGGUGGACUUAGUGUGUUACAGCUUAACCCUGUCUGUGUGUCUGUGAAGACAGGAAGUCUGUUCUCUUCAGGAGUGCUCUUGAGGCUAACCCUGUCCUGAGCCUGCCCUGUGAGAAGAGCCCUUGGCAGCAGCACUCUGUUCAGACAUGGGGUAUUUGACUCUGCCAUUGGAGGUGUCAUAGACCUGCUGGCCUCUCAUUCAGACUUGAAGGAGGCAUCAGCAGUUUCUUUUCCCAUCCUCUCUGUACUGAUUCCCAGACAGAAAACAGGGAAGAACAGGCAAGCACACUUGAAAUCAUGUUCUCCUGGGUGGGUGCUGCAGUUGGACUCCUGCUGAGUGAAUG
Molecule: messenger RNA, 1508 nt
Organism: Melopsittacus undulatus (budgerigar)
Lineage: Eukaryota; Metazoa; Chordata; Aves; Psittaciformes; Psittaculidae
Gene: MRPL45
Product: mitochondrial ribosomal protein L45
Exons: 8
Coding region: 50-937 (295 amino acids)
Cellular component (GO): mitochondrion
Source: RefSeq, a predicted model, not a curated record